AUGAGGAGCCUUCUCAACACAACGCUCCUUGGGCUGUUUGCCUUUGUCCUGGCCAUGGCCGGUGCUAUCGAUAUUCGCUCAGAGGUAGUCCAUGGAAUGCAGUACUGCGGCAACUUUGCCAAUGCCGACGGCUCCAUGUCCACCCAGCUUGUCGACAAACUAGGCGAGGGCGACUUGAAAGAUCGCCAGUAUACUGUCGCUGCCCACGGAUGCAACCGUGUUCAGUGCUGGGAUACAAGCGGCGUCUACGUCUGCAAUGAUAAUGAUUCCGAGCUGACCGUCUCAGGCGAACAAGUCAGUGACGUCGGAGAACUGAUCCUGUCAGGCUGUUGCAUGUUCAGUGCCAGCGGUAAGGAUAUCGGCCAGGAGAUCAUGUCCGGCCAGCAGUUUACCCAGUGGGGUUGGAAUGUCAUUGUCGCAUAUGCCGACUGCAACGUCCCUAUCACGGAGAAGCCCUCAAACUUGGGCGGUUAUGGGGUCAAUGGCGGCACUUGUUGGGAGUACUCGAGCAUGGCAGGCUGA
Molecule: messenger RNA, 522 nt
Organism: Cryphonectria parasitica EP155
Lineage: Eukaryota; Fungi; Ascomycota; Sordariomycetes; Diaporthales; Cryphonectriaceae
Exons: 2
Coding region: 1-522 (173 amino acids)
Source: RefSeq, a predicted model, not a curated record